AUGACUUUUGUAGCUUUGACUAACGCAGGCAAACAGGUUAUCAGAAUAUCUUUCUUUGCAAACGCAUUUCCCAAGGAAGUAUCCAUCGACAAGAUGCUGGUGAUUCUCCUAGAUUCUCCUAAUGAUUCUCCUAGUGAUCCUCAUAGUGAUCCUCAUAGUGAUCCUCCUAGUGAUUCUCCUAGUGAUUCUCCUAGUGAGUCUCCUAGUGAUCCUCAUAGUGAUUCUCCUAGUGAUUCUCCUAGUGAUCCUCAUAGUGAUCCUCAUAGUGAUUCUCCUAGUGAUUCUCCUAGUGAUUCUCCUAGUGAUCCUCCUAGUGAUUUUCCUAGUGAUUCCUCUCCUAAUUCUCCUAGUGAUCCUCCUAGUGAUUCUCCUAGUGAUUCUCCUAGUGGUCUUCCUAGUGAUUCUCCUAGUGAUCCUCAUAGUGAUUUUCCUAGUGAUUCUCCUAGAUUCUUCUAG
This is a messenger RNA of Macrosteles quadrilineatus (aster leafhopper), 456 nucleotides long. RefSeq names its product clumping factor B-like. NCBI's taxonomy places the organism in Eukaryota, Metazoa, Arthropoda, Insecta, Hemiptera, Cicadellidae. The coding region runs from base 1 to 456 and encodes 151 amino acids. The record is from RefSeq and is a predicted model, not a curated record. The transcript is spliced from 3 exons.